UGAUCAAGGAAGCGAAUCACAUCCUGUUUUGUCCCUAUAAUAUUCGCCAACUUGCACAGCCCCACGAGUCUCUCCUCCUGCUUAUAAGGAGCAUGGCAACCUCUUGCCCAUACCAUCAUCGCCUUGACUUCAGUCUUCUAACUUGACUCCAAACGCCAUACACGUUAUCCACUCUCACCAUACUUUUUCCUCUUCAUCUUCUGACUUGGCUCCUCUGAGAGCGGCUCAGUGACCUUACCAGUUCAAAAUUUUGGUUCAUAUCUUCACCUAAGAGUAGAUUGAAUAAUGGCAUCUCUCUCUUCCUCAAGGAACUCCUCCUGGACACCAAAGCAGAACAAAUUAUUUGAGAAGGCUCUGGCUGUGUAUGACAAGGACACACAAGACCGCUGGCAUAAUGUGGCCAAGGCUGUGGGUGGAAAAUCUGUAGAGGAAGUAAAGAGGCACUAUGAGAUUCUGGUGCAGGACCUCAUGCAUAUAGAAUCUGGCCAAGUCCCAAUACCCAAUUAUAAGGGCACUGGAAGCAGCGGCAGCAGAGGAAUUGGUGAUGAGCAGAGGCUUAUGAAAAACCUAAAGAUCUGAUGCGACGGCCCAGAAGACUUGUAAAAAGACAAAACGGAUUGCCCUGUCAUUCCGCCUUCCUACCUAUACCAAGUUUGGAUGUGUUUCUCUGCUCCUACUUCAAAUGUCGUCUACUUAUUGUAAUGAUUUUCUGCAAGAAAAUAUAUAUAUAUAUAUAUAUUAUGUGUUUUGUUU
Messenger RNA from Prunus mume (Japanese apricot), 753 nucleotides. Its product is annotated as protein RADIALIS-like 6. Gene Ontology annotation, molecular function: DNA-binding transcription factor activity. NCBI's taxonomy places the organism in Eukaryota, Viridiplantae, Streptophyta, Magnoliopsida, Rosales, Rosaceae. The record is from RefSeq and is a predicted model, not a curated record.